CCUCCUACCAGGCAAGCGGCAUUUUUUUAACAGCAACUCCACACACCACAUGUACUCUUAGCUGAGAGAACACAGCACUGGCAGGCCACCAAGAAAGUGUGUUUAUUAUCCUUAACCUGGAAAACAGGUUUUUCGGUUUCUUUCCGCUUCCCAAAACCAUGGAGAUAGGUGAAUCGGCUAUGCUAAAUUGCUCCUCGGUGUGAAGUAGUAUGUGAACGCAUGUGUGAACGGAGUGCCAGAGAUGGACUCGUGUCCCAUCCAGGGUGAAUUCUUCCACCCUGUGCCCAGUGUUCCCAGGAUAGGCUCCAGAUCCAACAUGACCCUGACCAGGAUGACAAGUGGUUACUGAAGAUGAAUGAAUGAUAAAUAAAACCCUGUUUGAGAGGAUUGCAGGGAGCAGGUGGCACUCAGCGGAAAGGAAGACCUGCCAGGAGCGAGUUGCAUUAAUCCAAUCUUGAGAUGACAAGAGACUGAACAAGCACUUAAGUGGCCUCAGUAGAGAGAAAUGGCAGGAUCCUCCUGAUGUUGUAUGCAACUGAGUCACGCUAUCAGUGUGAGGAGAGUAGGAUGGUUGGUGUCCAGAACUACCUCAAGGUUGAGUGUGUUGUCGGAUGAUCCAAGAGUUCUUCAAGGAGAUCACAAGAUCUUGACAUGGGGAUACAUUUCCAGAGAUCUACUGAAGUUUGCAUAUACAGCAAAAAAUAACAAAUUUUAUCUCACUGUCCUAUAAACUGGGCUUUGACAUCAGUGAUCAUGGUAUUGUGGAUCUUCAGAUCAGGAGGUUGCCUGGGACCUAAAGUAUAUUCUGAGGCGCCAGAUGGUGGCUGGGGUUGGAUUGUGGCUGUGGCCUUUUUUAUUGUUGAGGUCUUCACAUAUGGAGUCAUUAAAAGCUUUGGCAUAUUCCUCAACGAUCUGAUGUGCGAGUUUAAUGAAACCAACAGUCGCGUUUCAUGGAUAAUCUCAAUAUGUGUGUUUGUAAUGACUUUUACAGCACCUCUGUCGACUGGGCUGAGCAACAGAUUUGGCUACCAGCCUGUUGUGAUCCUCGGAGGAUUUCUAAUUUGCCUGGGAACAAUAUGCACUGCAUUCACCAGCUGCGUGAAUCAGAUUUACAUCACAAUCGGGAUAGUUUCAGGACUUGGUUACUGUUUGACAUUUCUCCCGACUGUCACCGUCUUGUCUCAAUACUUCGUUAGACGCCGGUCCCUGGUCACUGCCAUGGCCUCCACAGGAGAAUCGUUUGCCAUAUUUGCUUUUGCACCAGCGUUUACAGCACUUAAGACACAUAUUGGCUGGAGAUACACAAUGGUGGUGCUUGGAAUGUUACAGGGUACCAUCCUUGUCUGUGGACUUCUGCUUCGCCCCAUGAUAAUCAAGCCAAAGAGUACAGAAAGAUUUACCAAACCACUGAGAAAGCAGGAGAUCAAGAACUCUCUCCCUGAUACUGAAAUCAAUGGCUUAAUGAAUUCCAGAGACUCGGGUGUGCAGUCAUUCAAGGAGAUGGAACAGGGCCUUCAAAUAGGGGGCCAGCAAAAAGAUGGAGACGCUUUUCAGACUCCUCAACGUCAACAGGAUACAAAGAGGCUGUGCAGAAACAAACUCCUGGACCUUUCUGUGUUAAAGGAAGGCAGCUUCUUAUGUUAUGCUGGAUUUGGUCUUUUUGCAACACUGGGCUUCUUUGCCCCACAGCUAUAUGUGGUGGAGCUCAGUGCGAGUAUGGGGACUGAAAGGGACAAGGCAGCCUACAUGUUGUCAAUAAUGGCAGUGGCCGAGAUCUUUGGACGUCUCUCUAUUGGCUGGAUCCUGAGCUGUGGACACAUUAGGAAGAUAUUUGUCCUACUUGGAUGUGUGUUGCUGAUGUGUCUAGUGUUAGUGCUCUUCACAGUGGUAGAGGGCUUCGGGGGCCUGGCAGUCUGCUGCGUCCUGUAUGGCUUCCUGUUAGGCAAUAUUGCAUCCACGCACAUCCCCAUGCUGGCUGAGGAUGACAUAGUAGGCAUCGACAGAAUGCCCUUAGCUGUAGGUGUCUAUGUAUGUAUCCAGAGCUUUGCGGGACUUGCUGGGCCACCUUUAGGAGGUCUUUUGGUGGACAUCACACAGAACUACAGCUCUGCUUUUUACUCCUGUGCUGCUGGUACAGGGAUGGGCGCACUCUUUCUAGGGCUGGUACGUCCAGUGAAGACAGGUUUUCUGUGCACAAAGAAAGAUCUCAGCACUUGCCAAAACAGCCUUGCUGCUGAGCACAAGGGUCAGGAUGAAGUCAUGUCUGAGGAAUUUCUAGAGGUAGACAUUCUACCUAACCCACAAGGUCAAUCCUGGAAAGAAACAGUCCCCUCUUUGGACUUGAUUGGCAAAAUUUCAGAAACUGGCAAACGUGAGGAUAUCUGAGCAUGGAACAGCAUCAAGCUGCAUGUCACAUUGAGCCCAAAGUGAGGUAAAUCUGAUUUAUCACUUGUAUUCAAAAACAAUAACUACUUACAAAGAACAGCCUAAAAAACUAGCCUACCCUUACACAUAUCACAUCAAUCAAUCAUAAUGUGCCUUAGAAAGAGGUGUAAAUUUGGAAUAUUUAUGAUAGUAGUAGCUUGAGUAUGAGGCUGUUGUUCUCUGCUCCUGUCUGUGAGGCAGAUCACCUUCAUGUCUAUAUUCAGCCAUAUCAGGUAAGAUUUCAGAUUGGCCAGGAGGUCCACCUUAUAUGUCCAGUCAUAUAGAACAAUUCUUUUAAACUACAAAGCUCUUGUUGAGAAGCCUCACUGUUCCCCUGCUCCAACACACACCAGAUCUUUAAUUAUUCAUGAAAUCGACAAUGAGUUGAAUCAUGUGCAUUAAAUCCAGCUAAAAAUCUCUUUAUAACGUAACAAGACAAAACUAACAAAACUGAUAAAAAGCACACUGGGUACCAGUCACAGAAUGCUAAGACCUCCAGUAGACAGCUGGAACUGAAAUCCUGAUGUUGAUUAAUAUUUAAUUUAAAUACAAAAUAUGCAGAAUCUAAGUACUACUUAAAAUAUUUGUUUUAAUGGAACAAUUAAUUAUGAUGAAACAAAACCUCAAAUUACCUGCACCUUCCAUAUGGUAGUACACUUCUAGUGUACAUGAACAAAUAAGCAUUUUUUACAUGGACAAUAUAAUUUUACUUAGUACUUAAUUAUAAUGGAAAUUAUGCUAAAAAACCACAUUGCCACUUUUCAGUUAGAUAAUAACUUGCCAUAUUACACAGUGUUUAAUAAUGUAAGAUUCAAGGUUAUUAUUAUCUAAAUAAAGUAGGACUUGUUUAGAGGAGGUUGCAUAAUUCAGGGUGUAAAUGAACAAGAUUAGGGGAGAACGGGGUAAGUUGUCAUGUCAGUUGUCACACUGUUCAUGUCCAACACUAGAGGUGCUAACUCAAAAAUGAGAUGCGUGACUUCAUGUUCCGAGAUCAAUUUCCUGUUCACAUGUGGUCAAAGUCACUCUUAAGGAUGAAUGUUCAUAUUUUUAUUUUGACAGUGAGUAGAGAAGAGAAUAAAGUGGUCUUAUGUUAUUUUAGCCUUGAGAUAUAGCCACCAUUAGCAUACGUUAGUUUCAGGCACAUGCCCUGGUAUAUAAAUUGACAAAUAAAACUUGCUCAAAAAUCA
Molecule: messenger RNA, 3611 nt
Organism: Pangasianodon hypophthalmus (striped catfish)
Lineage: Eukaryota; Metazoa; Chordata; Actinopteri; Siluriformes; Pangasiidae
Product: monocarboxylate transporter 7
Exons: 8
Coding region: 754-2385 (543 amino acids)
Biological process (GO): transmembrane transport; monocarboxylic acid transport
Molecular function (GO): monocarboxylic acid transmembrane transporter activity
Source: RefSeq, a predicted model, not a curated record